Molecule: messenger RNA, 2600 nt
Organism: Cadophora gregata
Lineage: Eukaryota; Fungi; Ascomycota; Leotiomycetes; Helotiales; Ploettnerulaceae
Exons: 2
Coding region: 1-2241 (746 amino acids)
Source: RefSeq, a predicted model, not a curated record
AUGGCUGCCCUGCACAACGCUCUCAAGUCUCUUGGGCCACUGGACAUAGCCGAUGCGCCCCUAGACGAUCUCAAGCCCUUCUUGUCAGAUGCUUUCAGCAAAGGACAGCUCCUUGUUGAUUCUGUGCCUAUCGCCGUUGCAUCCGAGGAAAUUAUAUCUUCAGAGGGACGCUCACGCGCGAGCUCUUCCGCAUCGUCUGCAUCUGAGAUAUCACUUUCCCAUGCUCGAUCGGAUCCCCCACCCUCUGACGUCGAGGCUUUGCAAAAGGAAUGGAAGCAGGUCAAAUUGAAUCCCAAGGAAAACCCUUUGGGGAUGAGUGUUUAUAAACUUGGAGGAAAGGACGGGAAAGGAUCUUGGUUUGCUCGGCGGAGUGUACAUGAAGGCUUGGGGUUCACAAAAUGGAAGAAGGGAUUGGAAAGAGAAUUUCCCGAAACGAUGAAGGUUGCGGGUGGGCCUGGAGAGGGGAAUAUCAGAGGAAUUGGUGGUGAGAGGAGAAUGGAAUACAGGUUUGUCGAUGGCGUAGGAAAGGUGGAAGUAUACCUUCUUUCUGCUCAGUUCCCAGGACCAACAACUCCUCGUGACUUCGUUACCAUGGUCAUAACUUCUGACCAAGCUCUUUCCGACCAGUCAGAGAGUGGCAAAGAUGUUCCUCGGCACUUUAUGGUUAUUUCCCGGCCCUGCACUCAUCCAGAUGCACCUCCACGUGAAGGGUUUAUAAGAGGACAAUAUGAAUCUGUCGAGUUUAUAAGGGAGAUCCCUAUAUAUAAAGCUCCCCGAAAAUCUUCUUCGACUACAAAUUUACCCGCUACUCGAAGUAGAGCCGCAUCCACGCUCAGCAAAGACGCAAUCCUGCGGAACGCCAAGAAAAGCCACCCUUUCUCAACAAGUGAAACUGGCCAUACAGCAACGGGUAAUCUGGGACUUUUCGACGAAGAGCAGCCCAGGGUCGGAGGGAGAGCUAGAGGGAAGACUAUUUCUUUCGACAUCUCAAGAGGAUCGGACGCAAAGGGUGAGCAUGUGGAUGUCCCACGCGAUGAUGACGAAAGCGAAUGUAACCCCAUCGAAUGGAUUAUGAUAACCAGAAGCGAUCCUGGCGGUAGCGUACCCCGAUUUCUUAUUGACAGGGGGACGCCAGGGGGUAUCGUGUCGGACGCAAGCAAGUUUCUUGAUUGGGCUUGUGGAAAGGACAUUAGUGAGCUCGAAAGUGACGACGAAUCUCAAUUGGAUGAUGGUCCAGACACAGGUGGACAAGCGGACCACCAUCGCAGCAAUGACUACAUUCAGAAGCGAGAUUUGCAUACUUUCCAAACAAACGGGCAUCUAGCAGGGAUAGAAGAAAUUACAACGCCAACCACCGAGAUUCCGGCGCAGGUUACUAACCACCUAGAUCAAGUCACAGGAGGCUUAUAUGGCUUAGUUUCUGGGGUUGCCGGCGCGGCUGGUGGUUUUGUAGCAGCUCACACCCCUACUGUCGUGUCACAUAACUUUUCCCGUACUGAGGAGACUAAGGCUGGCAGUCCGUGUCGAGAUUCAGUUUCAUCCAUAAGCAGCGUGUCUUCGGCUGGGAGCUUCACUUCUGCACUUGAAAACUAUGGUGAAAGUGGGAACGAUGCUUCAUCAACUAUAACUAUCGAAUCAGGGGCCCAGAGGAGGACUACAGCUUUACAAGACCGCGAACUUCAAAAGUUAGAGGAGAGAAAGCGAAAGCUCGACGAGAAACUGAACAAGACCCGUGAGAAGGAAUUGAAUAAGAAAAGUGAGGACAGUGUGAAAGAGGAGGAAGCAAUCAGAAAGGCUGAAGACCGGCACGAGAGAGAAAAGAGGAAGCAGGAGGAAAGAUAUAGAAGAGAGGUCGAGAGAUUGGAGAAGAAGAAAGAGAAGGAGGAGAAGAAAGCAGAGGAGCGACGAAAGAAGGCCCUUGAGAAGGAUGAAAAAAGUAGGUUGCUACGGGACCUAGAAGAGGCGAGGGCCGAGCUCAGUAUUUUGAGGAAAGAGAAAGAAAUUUUGAGAAGUCAAGUUGGUGAUCUUCAAGCCGAGAAUACCGCUCUGGCCGCAAAGGUAGGAAGACUUGGGCCCCAGGGAGAGGAGGUUUUGAGGGAUGUCAGGGCAGAGGUAGGACGCACUGGAAGAUUAAGAGCCAGCAGUCUGAAGGGAAUAGCUCGUGCCCCAAGUUAUCGGAGCUCUUCCGGUGGGGAGAAGGCAGCUGAAAAUAGAGCGCCUGUAGUUCCGGCCAAAUCAUGAAGGUCAUGAAUUCACAAGUAUUUAUACAGUUCAACUACAGCAAACCUUACAAUUGGAAGCCAGGUUUGUACUUCUUAUGAUACAUUGCAGAACGGCGUGAAGAAGCAGCGAGUAUGUAGGCGGGUAGUUGUACCCUUGGUACCUCCAGGAGUCCUUUCGACUAUCUUGUUUUGAAGCAUGAUAUUUGACCAAGACCAGGUACUGAACGCAAGCUGCUUGGGUACCAGCCUGCUCAACUUGGUAUUGGAUUCGCUCGGUACAGGAGAAUCCACAGUUCUGGGUCACUGCAAGUGUCUUCAUUACAUCCUGGGACAUGUCCGACUGAUCCUCUGAUGAUCUCGCUCCAACGAGCACUCGGC